GACACAGCACGCCAUAGCCACAUACCGUAACGAGGAAUUUGCCCAAUACAAGAUACGAUGAAAAUCCAUACGCUCAAAAUACUACUCUCCGUAAUACCCCAGUCCCAGACUCCAUAUAACUCCAUCUGUCUUCUUCUUCAUUCCAUUGCAGAUUUGCACCACUUUCCGCCCGCCCACACCUCCUUCUCUCUCUAUAUCUACACUCUCAUGCUCCCUUCUUACAACCCAUUUCUUCAUCCUUACUGGGAAACUUCCAUUGUUCAAAAGUUGUACACACACAACACAAAUCUUGAAGAAUCACAGAAGUUUCCUUCAUAAAAUUCUACUGGGGUGCAGUAUAUCUUAAACCCUUCAUAUAAAUACAAAAAAGAAGUAUGGUUUGUUAGGGAGGAGAGGUAAACGAAAUCCUCUCUUGCCUUUCUUUGCGAGCUUACGAGCUUAAUCGCCGGCUUUCCGGGUUAAUUUGGAAGUGCAAAAGUCCCAAAACCCGGGAAUAACCGGUUUGAUUGCAUCUGAGUCGCUGAGUUUUCUGGGAUUUUUGGGGUUUAUUUUCUUUGGGAUUUCCCCUAUAUAAGAAACCAAUGCAAGGGAGAAGCAUUGGUGAUGAUGGAGUUCUGGGUUUUCAUUGUCGACUGCGAGUUUGGUUUUCCAGGUUAGUGAGCAUGAAUUGAGUGUUUGAAAGUUAUGUUCUGUGAGUGUGUGAUUGGGACAGGAAGGAUGUUGUAUCGAACUGUUCAUUGACCUGGGUGCAGUUUAUAAUGGAGAGUAGUUAUAGUCUAUUUAGUUAAUGGAUUAAGUAAUUUAGCAUAUUUCUAGGUAUGAUGUUGAAGUUGCUAGCAUCAGGGCUGUUUAUUUCGUCGUUCCUAAUUGUGCUAGCAGCUGCUGAUAAUGGCGUUCGAUGUAACUGUGAUGAUAUUGAGGGAGUUUGGAGCAUCGAGAGCAUUUUGGAGUGCCAAAAAGUUAGCGACUUUUUGAUUGCAGUGGCCUAUUUUUCCAUCCCGAUUGAGCUUCUUUACUUUAUUAGCUGCUCAAACAUCCCGCUUAAGUUGGUGCUCUUUGAGUUUAUUGCGUUCAUCGUUCUAUGUGGGAUGACUCAUCUGCUCAGUGGUUGGACUUACUACGGUCAGCAUCCGUUUCAGCUAAUGCUUGCCCUCACAGUGUUCAAAGUUCUCACGGCCAUGGUCUCGUUUGCUACUGCUAUAACGCUUAUAACUUUCAUCCCCUUGCUGCUGAAGGUGAAGGUGAGGGAAAUAAUGCUGAAGAAGAAGGCUCAGGAUCUUGGUCGAGAAGUUGGAAUGAUAAAGAAGCAGAAAGAAGCAGGGUGGCAUGUCCGGAUGCUUACUCAAGAAAUUCGCAAGUCACUUGAUCGCCACACAAUUCUGUAUACAACACUGAUUGAGCUAUCCAAGACGUUGGAUUUGUGUACUUGUGCGAUUUGGAUGCCUAAUGAGGGAAAAACAGAAAUGAAUCUGACUCAUGAGGUGAGGGGGAAGGACUUUUCGAAUUUAUACAACUACUCUAUUCCAAUCCUUGAUCCGGAUGUACAAGAAAUCAAGAAGAGCGUUGAAGUGAAACUACUUGACCCUAAAUCUGCACUUGCUGAUGCUAGUAGUGGAGGGACAAGCGAGCCCGGAGGUGUGGCUGCAAUAAGGAUGCCGAUGCUGAGGGUUGCUAACUUUAAAGGUGGAACCCCCGAGCUUGUGCCUGCAUGUUAUGCAAUUCUGGUGUUGGUGAUUCCCGCUGGGCAGGGGAGAUGUUGGGGCAAUCAAGAGAUUGAAAUAUUAAAGGUUGUAGCUGAUCAGGUUGCGGUGGCGAUUUCCCAUGCUGCAGUGCUCGAAGAGUCUCAGCAUAUGAGGGAGAAAUUAGUGGAGCAAAAUCGGUCACUACAACAAGCACAGAAGGAUGCACUGAGGGCCAAUCAGGCAAGAAAUGGAUUUCAAAUGGUCAUGAGCAAUGGGAUGAGAAGACCUAUGCACUCGAUUUCAGGCUUGCUCUCGAUCUUGCACGAUGAGAAAUUAAACAGAGAGCAAAAACUCCUCGUAGAUGCAAUGUCAAAAACCAGCAACGUCCUCUCAAACUUAGUAAAUGACGUGAUGGAUACUUCGACAAAGGACAACAGAAAAUUCCCACUAGACUUCAGGUCCUUUCAGCUACACUCUAUGAUAAAAGAAGCUGCUUGCCUUAUCAAGUGCCUUUGUGCUUUUAAGGGUAAUGAUUUUGCUGUUGAAGUUGACCGAUCCCUUCCCAAUCGUGUUAUGGGUGACGAAAGAAGAGUUUUUCAGGUUAUUCUUCAUGUGGUCGGGAAUCUCUUGAAGAUCAGCGAAGGAGGGUGCCUUAAAUUUCGCGUAGUACCUGAAAAAGCAAGCCAGGGAGGAAAUGAUUUCCGAUGGAAGACCUGGAGAUCAAACUCGUCUAGUGAAAAUGUUUAUAUCAGGCUUGAAAUCGGGAUAUGUAGUUAUAAGUCUAGGACAGAAGGUGCAACAUCGAACGUGUCCAGUCAGAAAUAUGGCAGUAGGGAGGUCGAGGAUGGCUUAAGCUUCAGCCUGUGCAGAAAGCUAGUUAAGUUAAUGCAAGGAGAGAUAUGGAUGGUCCCAAAUUCGAAGGGGUUUGAUCAGAGCGUAGCAAUUAUUCUUCCAUUUCAACUCAAGCCAUCAAUCGUUUUAGACAUAUCCGGGGAGUCCUCUAACCGAACAAAUCCGUAUUUUCUGUUUGAGGGACUCGAAGUCUUGUUAGCCGACUACGAUGAUCUGAAUAGAGCAGUAACUUGCAGGCUGCUUGAGAAACUUGGAUGCAUCGUUUCCACAGUUUCGUCUGGAUACGAUUGUCUCGGUGCACUGGGCCAUGGAGUAUCCUCGUUUCAGGUAGUCCUUUUGGAGCUUAAUUUACCCGAUUUGGAUGGCUUUGAAUUAACCAUGAGAAUCCGGAAGUUUCAAAGCCAUGGCUUCCCACUUAUCAUUGCUCUAACAGCAAGCAGCAAUGAAGAUGUGAUUGGGAGAUGCUUGCAAGUUGGAAUGAAUGGUAUUAUUCGUAAGCCAGUUCUUUUGCAAGGAAUUGCGGACGAGCUUCAACGAGUCCUAUACUCACAAACAGAAUCAUAUCACCUCCAGAAUGAAUGAUUCACUGGAGUGGUCCAUUGCACGACCUGGAAUGAUGAAGGUCAAAAUGGUAUUUGGACCGCAAAACAGUCCCACUACCAAGAAUCCAACACAGACAUGCUGCAUACCACCGCACAGGAUCAAAUCGGUAUAGAAUAUGCACUUCCAAAUUUUAUUUUUUUCUUUUUUUUUGCUCUCGUGUCAUAAUCUUCAAUCUUGAUAUUCAAUUGGCAGUUCAUUCUAUGCGUCUUCAUGCUUAUAACCCGACUCCUUCUGUCUAGCGAUCACUUAAGUAUGUACAGUCAAUGAAUACAUAACGAGGAACAUCAUAGCACACUACCGAGAAACUGUAAAUUGCUCACUUGUUGAUGUUAGGAGCCAGUUUUGUUUAACUUCUACCCAGUCUGAAUAUGCAUUGUGUUAUAUACAUGACUCUCUAUACUUGUGAUCUUCAGAUUAUAUAAUGUAUACAUACUUACACUACUCUUUAACUGUA
Messenger RNA from Ipomoea triloba (trilobed morning glory), 3591 nucleotides. RefSeq names its product ethylene receptor 2-like. The transcript has 3 exons. Lineage: Eukaryota; Viridiplantae; Streptophyta; Magnoliopsida; Solanales; Convolvulaceae. Bases 819 to 3116 code for a protein of 765 amino acids. Gene Ontology annotation, molecular function: phosphorelay sensor kinase activity; protein binding; ethylene receptor activity. Gene Ontology annotation, cellular component: endoplasmic reticulum; endoplasmic reticulum membrane. Gene Ontology annotation, biological process: phosphorelay signal transduction system; response to ethylene. The record is from RefSeq and is a predicted model, not a curated record.